Messenger RNA from Dibothriocephalus latus, 294 nucleotides. NCBI's taxonomy places the organism in Eukaryota, Metazoa, Platyhelminthes, Cestoda, Diphyllobothriidea, Diphyllobothriidae. The record is from the annotation of a GenBank genome assembly.
AUGGACCGGUACGAGAAAAUUUCACGAAUCGGUGAGGGGGCCUAUGGGGUGGUUUUCAAAUGCCGCAACAGAGACACCGGCGAAUUGGUGGCUAUCAAGAAAUUCACCGAGUCCGAAGAAGAUCCUGUCAUCCACCGGAUAGCAAUGCGUGAGAUACGCACGCUGAAGCAACUCAAACACCCCAACCUAAUAAAUCUCAUAGAAGUCUUCAAGCGGAAGAAACGGCUUCACCUGGUCUUCCAGUACGUGGAUCACACCUUACUGAACGAACUGGAGAAGAAUCCCUCCGGGUGA